UGCCCACGAUGGCGCGCCCCGGUGGUCGCCAAAUCUGGGCCAGGAGCGCCUACCCCCGUCCCGAGAUUCAGCUCCUCUGGCUGCAUGGCGCAGGUCCCCCAUUCCCCGGGCGAGCUCUCGUGCUCCCGUGCCCGACGGCGAUCUCUACUGCUUCCCACCCCCUCCGACGAGCUCUGCUGCCUCCCCUCCCCACUAGCGAGCUGGCCUGACGAUGGUCGAGGCUCCUGAUGCAGUUCGUUUCGUGGGUUGUGAUGUGCAGUGUGUGCGGCAUGCAGCUUGGAGCGAGUGGGCAUGCAGCCUCAGAGCCAGCGAUGAUAUUCCCAUGUGUUGGCCGUAGCAUGCGCCCCAUCCUAGCAUGCUGACGGUCAGGCCGCGUUUGCUUGAGGCAGUGGCUCCGGACCAUGGACACAGCCGGAUGCAAGACCCUGCAUCCCACAUCGCCGCCCUUCGACUUCUUCCUCGCAACAAGGCGUGCUGUGAGCAAGCGUGUGAGAGUGCAGCUUGCCGUUGCGGAUGCAGUCCGUUGUCCCGGCCAGAUCCAUGGCGCUGGUCGUUCUUUCUCCUACUGCUCUAUGUGAGGUGAGGACGGGUUCUCUGUUGGCAAGUUCAUUGCGAGACUCCAUGGCGCUGGUUGCGCUGCUCCUUUUCUUGUUGCUACGUCUGAGGCGAGGACGGGCUCUGCCACACCGGGAGUGUUUGCGACACCGGCGAAGACGGCGUGGUGGUUCCCUUCUUCCCCAACAACAGAAGUUGCGGUGCGGCUAUGUAAUUGUUGAAGUUCAGGAAUAUGUUUGGUGUCUUUUCAGAUUUCGUUUGGGCGCAACACUGCAGUUCGCGUGGGUCUUCACAGCGGUUCGGACGGGUGUGCAGUAGGGGUCUUGAAUAAAUUUGUUUGAUGCGAUGGUGCGAUGGCGCAAAUUGUUUCAUGUGAUCUAAAAUUUAGUCGACUACGUCAACACCUGCAGUGAGUUUGGUCCGCGAAUGUGGUU
Molecule: messenger RNA, 989 nt
Organism: Triticum dicoccoides
Lineage: Eukaryota; Viridiplantae; Streptophyta; Magnoliopsida; Poales; Poaceae
Exons: 3
Coding region: 514-873 (119 amino acids)
Source: RefSeq, a predicted model, not a curated record